Molecule: messenger RNA, 1630 nt
Organism: Gryllus bimaculatus (two-spotted cricket)
Lineage: Eukaryota; Metazoa; Arthropoda; Insecta; Orthoptera; Gryllidae
Source: the annotation of a GenBank genome assembly
AUUUCUCUGACUACACAACGCAAAUUGGACACCCCAGAGAGUACGCAAAACACAACUCAAAUUGGACACCCCUCUUUAAAGGGACGGCACGCGACCACUCCGCAUGGAUUGUAGCCCGCCGGUUUCACUAGUGGAAACCCCAUUGGCUGAAAUAAUGCGCGCGCAGCAUGUAAUCAUAACAUCGGGUGGUGUCGCAGUUGCGACGGAAGAGGACAUCCAGCUUGUUAAGACCUAUUAAGUUCGAUUAAAAAACCCACAAGACUUCAUGGACUAGACAAUUUGUUGCAGGUGGUGGUAUAGUAUAACCGAGCCCCAUCCGAGAAACGUUUCGCGACGAGCUGGAGCUGUUUCGAAUCGCAUCGAUCGGGUGGAAUAUGUGUCAAAUGUCACCGCGAUAGAAUAUGAUAUAAAUCCGGUACUAAUUUGAAUAUUUUCAUGAUGCCGCGUUGGAAAUUUUUUCUUUUAAAUUUAUCCUUUUUAUUUGGUUUUCUCGAUGCUCUAGAAGAGGACUGCACUGACUUUGAGGGCCGUACAGUUAGUCAUGGUCUCUAUUACGUGCCAGGUCCCAGCGCUUGUUCAUUGUGUGUCUGUUACCAUAGCGAACCAAUGUGGUGCAGGGCUAUCUACUGUGAUCCACCUUAUUUCUGUCAGCGGUUUCGGGCUGGAAAACGCUGUUGUGAAUUUGAGUGCCUGGAUGAUGAACCAUGGAUAGAACCAAAGCGUGGUGGUUCAUAUUAUGCAAUUGCAAGCCCCUUGCUCACUUUAGGAGAUGGUUGAUAGUAUUUUAUUAGUACUACAUUUGAAGUAAAAUAGCAAGAUCAUUUUUGCUAUGGGAGUGUGCCUGCUGAAUUAAUGAGACUACUAACCAAGAACACUUACAUGUCCAUGAUUAGUGGUUGUUGAUGAAGUUCUUAUGAUGUAUCUCACAUAUUAUAUAUGCAAUUUCAAGUUUGUCAUCUCUCUAUUUAGCUUCACAUAUCGAAAACUGCUUAGUGUUUUGUAAAAGCUCUCAACUUCUUUGAGCAUUAUUUUAAGCUCAAAUGUUAAAAACAAUUAUAAAAACUUAGUUCUUAAUAUGCAAAAGAAUAUGUGCCUUUUCAUCAGACAAGUUGUCUGGAUCCUGUUUUCUUUACUUACAUACUCAGCUUUCUGAGAAGAAAUUCGUAUUGUAUAAUGGCUUAUGUGAACCAGUAUAUUUAUUAAAUAUUCAUAAAUCUUCAAUUUACUGCAAUAGAUGUUUCAAAUAAUGUCCUAUAAUACAUUUACUGUGGUAUAAAAUAUUCAAUGUUAAUACUCGCACAUUUUACGAAAUUUGUAUGCAUGUAUUUUAUUGCAAAUGUUCAUAUCUUGCAUAUCUCGCAUUGAAGAAUUAUGCAUUUAGUAGUAUAGCUUAGCGUUUUUAACAGAUAUAUGUAUCUAUGUAUUUUGUAUCAGUAUUUUCAAAUUAUUUUUCAUUAAGAAGUUUUAAAUUUUCAUAAAUGUAAUAAAAUAAACAUACAUUUCAUAACCUUUGUCUUGUUGGUACUACCUGCUCAAAAUAGUACUCACAAAUAAAUUUUUGAUGUUAUUUGCAAUGCCACUAAAUGACUUAAUAUCUGUUGCUUUGUUUAAAUUAAAAUUCUGUUGAAAA